Molecule: messenger RNA, 835 nt
Organism: Hibiscus syriacus
Lineage: Eukaryota; Viridiplantae; Streptophyta; Magnoliopsida; Malvales; Malvaceae
Product: ABC transporter I family member 19-like
Exons: 6
Coding region: 23-724 (233 amino acids)
Molecular function (GO): ATP hydrolysis activity; ATP binding
Source: RefSeq, a predicted model, not a curated record
GAACCGCGAAUAUCUACCAAAAAUGGAGGAGCAAGCUUGUUGCAGAUCAGGAAAAGAGAAAGAAAAUGGAGAAUCGAAAGGCAUCGCCGUAAGCGGCAUGCAAUUCGCAUACGAAUUGCAGCGUCCGCUCUUCUUCGAUUUCAAUCUCGAUAUCGCUCGUGGAUCUCGUUGCCUUCUCGUCGGUGCCAACGGAUCUGGGAAGACGACAUUGUUGAAAAUUUUAGCAGGAAAGCAUAUGGUUGGUGGAAGAGAUGUUGUGAGAGUACUUAACCGUUCGGCUUUUCACGACACUGAACUUGUUUGUAACGGUGACUUAGCUUAUUUGGGAGGAUCUUGGAGUAAAACUAUUGGCUCCGCUGGGGAGGUUCCAUUGCAGGGGGAUUUCUCAGCGGAACACAUGAUAUUCGGAGUUGAAGGGAUUGAUCCAGUGAGGAGAGAUCAUUUGAUUGAGUUACUUGAUAUUGAUUUGCAAUGGCGAAUGCAUAAGGUAUCUGAUGGGCAACGUCGUCGAGUCCAAAUUUGUAUGGGUCUUCUUCAUCCUUUUCAGGUUCUUUUGCUAGAUGAGGUUACGGUGGACCUCGACGUUGUUGCAAGGAUGGAUUUACUUGAUUUCUUUAAGGAAGAAUGUCAACAGAGAGAGCCACAAUCGUAUAUGCUACCCACAUUUUUGAUGGGCUGGAGACAUGGGCAACACAUCUGGCUUACAUCCAAGAUGGUCAAUUGAGAGAUCUGAGAAGUUAACCGAAACAAAAGAGUUGAAAAGCUCAGAAAAUUUGCUCUCAGUUGUUGAAGCCUGGCUUCGCUCCGAAACCAAGUCUGAGAAAAAGAAACCGUC